Molecule: messenger RNA, 3732 nt
Organism: Dermochelys coriacea (leatherback sea turtle)
Lineage: Eukaryota; Metazoa; Chordata; Testudines; Dermochelyidae
Gene: C7H10orf90
Product: chromosome 7 C10orf90 homolog
Exons: 7
Coding region: 373-2517 (714 amino acids)
Biological process (GO): regulation of centriole replication
Cellular component (GO): cytosol; centrosome; centriole
Source: RefSeq, a predicted model, not a curated record
AACAGUGCUUGUCUGAAUAAGGUUGGAAAAGCAGUGACAAUGUAUAUAUUGUCAAUAAAGCCUACAUUUAGAGACACAAAUACUAACUAAUCAGACUAAAUAAAUCAGUAGACCCAGGUUUUAUCUUCACAGAUAACCCUCAUUAAUCCAGUGAGCUUUUUCUGAAGACAAAAGAAGAAAUGAAUCGCUUCAUUUGUGUUGCUUGAAUGGAAUGCUAAUGAUGGGAGGUGAAAAUACAUUAAUUAUUCAUGCCUGUCAGGACUGAGAAGGCAGAUCCUGGCUUUUCCUGUUACCAUUGCAACAAGUGGCCGCUGGCCUAGUCAGAGCAAGGCCAUAAAACAUUUCAGUUGAAACAGACUAGAGAUCCCAAGUAUGCCUUCUGGAGAAAGGAAACCCAUGUUUCUGAACUGUACAGAACACAUUCAGAUGGAUUUAAAAGCUAAACCUUAUGCAAAAUGGACACAGGAAACCAAGCCUUUUGUGUCUCAAAUUUACUUUACCAUAAACAACUCUUCUUUGGAGAAAGAAUGUUGCUUUGGAAUCAGAGAAAAACAGUCUGGUGCUAAGGAUCCAAAAGAACUCAAAAGCCAUCAGCACGACAAUGCUGCAAAGAGAGAUUCAGACUCCACUAAGGAGUCUCUGGCAUCACAAAACACAAAAAUGAUUUCAUCCAUAGUCAUUUCACAGUUGAUUGAUGAGACUAAAUCAAAAGAAAAUGGGUCUGCUUUGCCGAUGCAGUCUGUGAUCACUCAGCCUAAUGCGUAUCAUACGAAGCAAUCUCUGGCUAAUCAUAGUUCAGUCAACAUUAAUAGAGCAUUCAUGUUACUUUCCAGCAGAUUAGGAAUUCAGGCAUCUUUCGAUGACAACGUAUCUAGAACAAACUCUCAUAAAAAAGGAUUCGCAUCCAUAACAAUUACCGCUAGACGGGUUGUUCCACCUUUUAACAACCCAGUGCAGGUAGCUGUUACUGAUUCUCUGUGUUUGAAAUGCUGCGGAGGUGAUGUACUAAUGAACACUACUGCUGCUUCAAACAAUGCAGGACGAGCUCAGCACUGCAAACCUUUGAAUAAUCAAGAAUCUUAUAUAAACCGAUAUGCCAUCAGAUUAAAGGUUUCUGAAUCUUAUUCACAAGUAUGUGAAGGGCACGGAGACUGGAUUUUUAACAUUGAAAACAAAGAAAACAGAAUAUUUCCUCCAGGCAGCAAUCACAGGAAAAAAGCACCAGUUUCAUUCACUUCAUCUGUUCACUUCAAAAUUUCCCAGGAUUGUCCAAAUACCAUCUAUUACUUCAACAAGUCACUUUCUGUCUGUCUUGACCAACUUCAAAUUAAAAGUCAAAAAAUUCAUAGAUCAAUAUUGUCCUUCAAUAUAAAUUGCAGUUCACUCAGAUUAACACCAGAUGGAGCAGAUGGCAUAGCUAAUGGAGAGUCAAUAGCAGAGAUACUUAAAACAAAGCUCCCAGAAGAAAACAAGACUCCACUCAGAGCAAAUUCAAAUGCAGAUUUAAAAGAAAAUAAUGUAGAUAAAAAACAGACAGCAGAAAAGGAAUAUUUGGGUACUCCAUGCUCUUGGAAAGGUACAUCUCCCUCUGAAUGUCCAGCAUUUGUGGAUACACCCAAAGGAAUUAAUACUUUAAUAGUCACAAAGCAAAAAGAAGAUAAUUCUGAUAAACACUUUACUCGUAAUGACAUCAAAUUGUCCAUUCAAGUUCCUAAGUGGAGUUAUGAGGCAGGAAUGCAAACUUUUUCUGGAAGCCACAGGAGGCAAUACACUAAAGACAAGUACAAUGCAACUGCUCCUGCUUCCCUUAUGGAGCGAGCUCCCAAAGAUGAAUUCAGGGCUGAUGUUGGUGGCUCUUUGAAAGACAGAGAUCCAUCCAAAGGCACUUCAAAGUCCAAAGAGAGUCGAGCACAAAGCUUUCUGAAACCAAAAAUCUCUGUGUUUGAUUGUGUAUGUGAUAUAAAGGCCUUAUCAAAAACUGCACUGGAAGAAAAUGAUGUCCACAUGAAAAAUCAGUUCCCAAAAGGUGAUUACAAAUUCUGUGGUUCAGUUGACAAAAUAAAGGGUUGUAAGAAGAGUGACAAACAAGAGACGGCCAGCAGGGUAACAACCUCCGCAGCUCACUCACCAGAUGUUAUUCAUGAGAAACGAGAAGCAUUCUCACAGCCAAAAAUCUAUGCUGAGCCUGAGAAAAUUCCAUCCAGCCUACUGUCUCUAAGGGAGGCUCUGGAAGUCCAUAAACCUCAGUUUAUUUCUCAUUCACAAGAACGGUUGAAAAAACUUGAACACAUGGCACAACUGAGGAAAACCCAGCAGAGUGACACUCCAGAAAAGCAAGAAGGAGUUCUUCUUCCUCGCAAACUUUCCUCAGCAUCCAUUUGUAACAAAAAGAAGCAAUAUACCAUUCCUCACCCUCUCAGCGUUAUAGUUGGACCAGUAUGUUGGCAGCAGUGCUCUGCGCUGGGCCAGCAGAGACUCAGAUAUGUAACCUCCAGUCCUCUGCUCCCCAGCUACUGAAUACCAAACUCAUUCCAGGAAUGACAUGCUUGAUACUCAAAUGGUGUGACAGGGAGGAAAUUAGACGUUUUCUCUCAAUUGCUUAUGAAUGAGAGGCCUUGGAAGAGAUGGCAAGUUCUGGUUCUCCAACAAGAGGCAAAAUCCUGCACUGAGAAUUAGCAGGAAGUUUAAUUCAAGUUUUGAUGGAGUAGUGGGGAGAUGAAAAUCCCAGAAAGAUAGUUGCAAGGUGCUCACUCGUUCAGUCCCAGAUUGGCAGAAGCCUUAGGGGGAUUUGACUUUCAUCUGAACACAGCUACCACUAAAGUUUUCACCUUUCAGGCCAAGCAGAAAUUAGUAGAUUUCCAUGGCUCAGCUUUCUCUCCUCUUCCCCCGCCGUCUCUUGGUAGUUGGAGUAUUGAACCUGUUCUCAGACUCCUGAUGCCUUAGUUGCACAACAAUAAAGCUUUAAAACAAAAUCUAGGGUGUUCUGUAGUUUUCAAGGUUACAGCCAUUCUAUCCUCAACCUCAAGUGACAUUGUUAGUGCUAAUGCAUUUUGGAUCAUUGCUUUGGGGAAUCCUAAUUCCUGGUGCUAUUUGAUGUAUAGUAUAAUACAGUCCAUUCUACCUUGGCUGUAAAACUGGUAUAUAGAUUAUUGCUUCACAGUUCAAUAGGUGUAAAAACAAAAGCCAAAGCAUACUUUAAAAAGGUGAAUAAAAUUAAUUCCCCCAUCCAAUUAAUCAGGUUCAUGUAUUUACUUGUUGCGAAAUCCUGACCCCACUGAAGUCAAUGACAAAACUCCCAGAAGUUCACCCUUGGAGAUUGUGAUGCCAUAAACCUACUGGUUUCCCAGUGCAAGGAAGGCAGGAAGGCAAGACCUGGAUUUGUAAUGUAAAAAACAAGAAUGAAUUACAUGGUUGUGGCUGUAUGGGUUUUUGUUUGGAUGGUUGUAUUUGUUUGGGGAGGCAGUAUUGGAUGAUAUUGGAGGGGAACAUAGGAUGAGGGAUAUCAGGUUUUUGUCAUACAUCUUGGAGAAGAAGCAAAAAAAAAAAAAAGACACAACUCAAUGUUUUCCCUUUUUUAGGUCAUGUUAAAAGCCCCCAAGUCCAACUAUACAAAGAUUUUCUGAAAUAAAAAUGAAAAAUUUAACCUCUUUCUCCUUGAAUGAUUAUUAAAUAUUAAUUUAUAUGCUUGUUCAAUGAGAAAAACGGAAUAUUGAAAAACAUUCAUUAAUGGCU